This is a messenger RNA of Drosophila albomicans, 1743 nucleotides long. RefSeq names its product enoyl-CoA hydratase domain-containing protein 3, mitochondrial. The record is from RefSeq and is a predicted model, not a curated record. The coding region runs from base 130 to 978 and encodes 282 amino acids. Gene Ontology annotation, molecular function: hydro-lyase activity. The transcript is spliced from 5 exons. Gene Ontology annotation, cellular component: mitochondrion. NCBI's taxonomy places the organism in Eukaryota, Metazoa, Arthropoda, Insecta, Diptera, Drosophilidae.
CGUUGCUUAUAAUGAUAGUGUAAAAUGGUAAAAUGCAAUGUGUAACAAUCGAUAAAGAUAGAUAUCGAUAAGACAUUUGAGUUGGAAGAGCCUGUUGAUUGUGGAAGAAUUAAUUAACUUGUGCACAAAAUGAUGCGUUUUUUGCCGAAUACCCUUAAAUUAUGUACCCGCACUUUUAAUGUUCGUUACGCUAGUACCGCAUCGCAGGAAUAUGUAAAGGUCUCGAAUAAUGGUGGUGUGCGCGAAAUUACUUUGUGCCAUCAGAGCACACGUAACUCUCUUUCGAUGGCCAUGAUGAAUGCCCUUCAUAAAGAUCUUGUUAAGGAUCCCGAUGACACCGAACUUCGCUGCAUAGUGCUAUCGGCUGAAGGCAAGAUUUGGUCAGCUGGUCAUAACUUAAAGGAGCUGCAGGCCAAUGAUUCUGCAUACCGAAACGAAGUCUUUCAAAAGAUCACUGACAUCAUAUUGGAUAUACAGAAGUUGCCAGUUCCCGUGAUAUCCAAAGUAAAUGGCAUGGCUGCAGCGGCAGGUUGUCAGCUGGUUGCGUCCUGUGAUAUAAUCGUGGCUUCAGACAAGAGCACCUUCUCCACGCCCGGCGCUAGCGUUGGAGUCUUCUGCAAUACUCCCGGUGUGGCAAUUGGUCGCGUCAUGUCGCGUCCCAAAUCGGCAUAUAUGCUAAUGACUGGUCUGCCAAUUACUAGCCAAGAGGCUUACGUAGCUGGAUUGGUCACGAAAGUGGUGGCCGAAAAGGAUUUGGAUCAUACCAUUGAUGAAAUUACAAGGGCCAUUAAAAGCAAGAGUCGUGCAGUAAUUAGCUUGGGAAAGCAAUUUUACUAUGAACAACUAAACCUGCCACUUAAAGAUGCCUACAAAUGUGGUCAGAGCAAAAUGAUGGAAAACCUGGAAUUGGACGACUGCAAAGAAGGUUUAACAAGCUUCAUUGAAAAACGUCAUCCUGUGUGGAAGCAUAAGGCGUAAAUGAAUUUGAUGGAAAAGUUAAUUCUCAUUCAUUUCAACCAUCAUGAUCAUCCGUAUUUCAUUGCUUUCCAAUUGCAGUCUUCAUAAUCUGUUGGGUAAGUAAACAUGGAUUCCACAUACUUCCUUCUUUAAUUUCAAAAAAGUAGUAAAAGUAUUUAAAUAAAAUACUUUUUCUCCCAUUGGUAAAUUCACCAAAUCUUGAAUGUAUGAAUAUAGGAAUGGUGAAUGUACGAUUCUAAAGCUUGCUUAAAAAUUAAAUAAAACCAAUUUACGUGCUUUCGAAAAGUAUGCUCAAUUCUUAUUUUGUGUGUCGUUUAUUUAAAAUGGGUGAGUUGAAAUAUGUUGCAAAUAUUUGAAUGUAAAAUAUACAUUUAAAUAAAAAAUAUCAAAAUCAUAAUUUUAUGCUGGCAGUUUUGUUUUUGAGUGUGUUGUAUAUAAAUCCAAUUUUUGGUUAAGUCUAUAACCUCAAAUAUUUGUGAGUCUUUUUACCGAAUCCCUAUGUGUGUUUUUCAAUGUUUUAAUGGUCGGAAGUAGAAAAUUCUUGAGGCUAGACGAAUGCGUAAUAAAAAAAGAAAAAUAAUACAAAAAAACUAAAAAAAUGAACUGAAUAUUUGCGUUAUUUUCUGUAUUGUGUAGUGUUGUUUAAAUAUUUAGAACUCUUCGCAUUGGACUAAAGAUAGUUGAAUAUUAAACUUAUAGGAUGUGGACAUAUAUAGUAGUAUAUAUACAUACAGAUAUAUAGUAAGAUUUUAGAGUAUACAUAUG